UUGUGAAAUUAAUUGGCCCGAUUAGUUCCGGUAAUUGUUUACAAUUUACCACAAUUUGUUGCAUUGUAAUAGGAUUUGGACGAUAAUUUGCAUAGCAAAUGUCAUCAUGGAAAGUCUGUCCGCGGGUCUAUCUGUUAUCGUGUGGGGAUGCACAGGUGGGAUCCUUUUGCUGCUCCUCUGUGCUGUAUUUUACUACAUCUUCAGCUUGAAGAGUGUACUUCAUAGUGAAUGCAGCUCAACCGCUACAGCUAUCUUGAGCCUGUGUGCCUCUGUUUUGACAGUCACUUUGAUACCAGUGGACAUCUUUUUAGUUUCUUCCUUCAAAGAUACAAAUGGAACAUUUGAGGAUUGGGCCGCUGAUAACGUUACCAGGGACGAGAUUCAACAAGACAUCCAGUAUUGUUAUUAUGCUCUCUAUUGCUGUAAUGCAUUCUUCUUGUUUGUGGUCAUCCCAUUUGUGAUGUUCUACUAUGAAGAAGGAGAUGAAGAUGCUACUGGCUUUCAGCGUUGCUGUACUGCUUCAAAAUACACGGCUGGUUUCAUUUUGAUUGCCUUCAUUCUUUUACUCAUUGGUGCCUUUGUUCCAUGGCAGGGAAUUCCCCAGGAGGAGAAAAACUCAACAGACUGGGAACAGUUCAAAUAUCUCAUCAAUGAGUUUGGAAAUGGCAAGGGAUUUGAUGCUCUGUACUUUCUGAUAGGGUUCAUAUCUUUGAUCGGUAUGAUUGGCAUUAUCUUUUAUAUGGCUAUUGGCAUGGCAGCCAUUCCCAUCGAGAUGAUCAAAGGAACCCAAAGUGUGACCGAUGAGUUGGAUGAAACAGACUCGGCCAUACAACACAACAUCAGACGCCGCAAUGCCAUCAAUAAAAGGUACCAUGGUUCAAGCCGAUCGGUAUCCAACCGCGACCGUGGCAGGCUCCAACAGCUGAACGACGAAGAAGAGCUGAUUAAAAGAAGACAGCGCCAUCUAAAGGACAAGAAAGGAUCGCUGAGCGCACGGUGCGGCAAAUUCUGGAGGCCGUUUGAGAUUGUGAUGGGAAUCCUUCUCCUGCUCUUUUCCUUUCUCCUGAUAACAUCCCUUUUCAUGACAAGUUUGGACAGGGCUCUUCACUCCCUUGGGCCUCGCAGCGGCUAUGUGCUCACCAAGAGACACUUCCCCAAUCCGAUAGACAUGAUGCUCCUCUAUGCACAGAGGGUGUUUCCAUUGGAUCUUGUGAUCUUCAGCAUCAUCUUGACGUAUUUCUUCUGGACUUCUGUUGGAGGCAUCAAAAAGAUUGGCAUAUGGUUGCUCUGCAUAAGAUUAUAUAGGAUUCGUCCCAAGCGCACCAAGCCUCAAGCGCUUCUCUUCCAGUGUUCGAUUGUGAUCUGUAUGAUAAUGGCGCUGAAUACGAUGCUGUAUACGUUGGCACCAGAUUACUUGAGCUACGGAUACCAGAGGUACAUGCCGAGUAAUGGUACAGAGGCAGUACAGUGCAAUACACAGGCAGGUGACGAAUGUGUCAUGACUGUUGCUGUGAAACUGAUGUCCAAGUUUCUCUACAGAGUGUGGUUCUUUGGUGCAUGCUACUAUUGGGCCACGUGGGCCUUCAUUGGCAUGUUUCUUUUGAGUGUGCUAAUCUUUUUCUUCAGACGCCGUCGGUCGGCGAUCGAGGGUCACGUUGAGGCUUCCGAUACAGAAGACAGUGAUGAAGAAAUGCUGGAUCCGUAAAGCCGUUGAUGCCUUCAUCUAUAUGUGGAUUAAAAUGAAUCGUAAUAGGUCCCGAAGCUGCAUGGGUUGUAAACCUAUGCACAGCAUCAAUUUCAACAACAAAAUACGCACUGUAUGUCUUGGACAGUGAUGGUUUGACUAAUGAUUAAUAUCUAAAAUUUCCAUAGAUGCUCCAGAAAUGCCCCUCCCCUCCCCCUUCAACCCCCCC
Lytechinus variegatus (green sea urchin) is the source of this 1913-nucleotide messenger RNA. RefSeq names its product probable lysosomal cobalamin transporter (gene lmbrd1). Gene Ontology annotation, biological process: protein localization to vacuole. Gene Ontology annotation, cellular component: vacuolar membrane. The record is from RefSeq and is a predicted model, not a curated record. NCBI's taxonomy places the organism in Eukaryota, Metazoa, Echinodermata, Echinoidea, Temnopleuroida, Toxopneustidae. The transcript has 16 exons. Bases 107 to 1705 code for a protein of 532 amino acids.